Saccostrea cuccullata (small rock oyster) is the source of this 3135-nucleotide messenger RNA. Its product is annotated as nuclear receptor subfamily 2 group E member 1-like. The record is from RefSeq and is a predicted model, not a curated record. The transcript has 7 exons. The coding region runs from base 329 to 1471 and encodes 380 amino acids. Lineage: Eukaryota; Metazoa; Mollusca; Bivalvia; Ostreida; Ostreidae. Gene Ontology annotation, biological process: cell differentiation; positive regulation of transcription by RNA polymerase II; anatomical structure development. Gene Ontology annotation, molecular function: nuclear receptor activity; RNA polymerase II cis-regulatory region sequence-specific DNA binding; zinc ion binding.
AACGCAACUUUUAAUAUUGUUUUGGGACAAUAAAUGGGGUGUUGAAAGCGAUGCAGACUUACGAACUACAGGAAUAACUUUCCAACUUUUUGCCAAGUGAACUUCAGAGCCCUGGGUGACUACGAUUGUUUUAUUUUAUAAAGUUUCUGAUUCAUGACGACGUCUUUAGUCUAAAGAGGUGGAUGUCGUCUGCGUUUGUGUUUUGGUGUGUCCGAAGUCCAGACGAUACAUGUUAGACAUUAUUUCAAUAUUUAGUCUACAAUUUUUGAUCUCUGUUGUGACAAUAUAUCUGAAGACUUUAUAGCUGAGAAGAGGAUCAAGAAUUAAAAUGAAUAAAGUAGCAGGAACUUCAAGUCGCAUUUUAACAGACAUCCCAUGUAAGGUCUGUCAAGAUCAUUCAUCAGGCAAACACUAUGGCAUCUAUGCAUGCGAUGGCUGCGCGGGAUUUUUCAAGAGGUCCAUCAGACGAAACAGACAGUACAUCUGCAAGUCACGUGGUCAAGGCACAUGUCCAGUAGACAAGACGCACAGAAACCAAUGCAGAGCGUGUCGACUGAAGAAAUGCAUGGAAGCUGGCAUGAAUAAAGAUGCUGUACAACAUGAAAGAGGACCCAGAAAUUCUACCAUAAGGAGGCAGGUCGCCAUGUACCUUAAGGAAACCAGGGAUUACGGCGCAUUUGUAGCGCAGGCGCCCUUCCGUCCUCCAUAUUUGCCCAGUUGUUAUGGAAUGGAUCCAAUGGCUAAUGGGGUGGAUCUUGGAGCAGUUACGCCCCCUUCACCUGUCUCUCCUGGAAUUCUCUGCCAACCAACACCCAAGUACCCACAUGAAAUAAUGCAAGCAUAUUCAACUAACCCAGAAGCCAUGUGUGAGGUUGCUGCUAGGCUGUUAUUCAUGAGUGUAAAAUGGGCGAAAAAUGUCCCAGCAUUUCUGGGGCUUCCGUUCAGAGAUCAAAUUUUGUUGCUGGACGAAGGAUGGAGAGAAUUAUUCAUUCUUGGUGCAGCUCAAUUCCAGAUGCCCAUAGAAGCAGGUCCCUUACUAGCCCUAGCAGGAUUAAAUUCUGAAGAUGCAUCAGCUGAGAAAGUAGUCAGUGUUAUGACUGAAAUCCGAGCCCUGCAGGAGAUCAUAUCAAAGUUUAAAUCCCUGCAAGUCGAUCCUACCGAAUUUGCCUGCCUCAAAGGCAUUGUUCUAUUCAAAACAGCCUUUGGAAAUUCCCAGAAUUCCGAGGAAAAGUCUCUUAGAGACAUUCACACAGUUGCAGGACUCCAAGAUCAAGCCCAGCUAACUCUGAGCAAAUACAUCCAGGCAACUUACCCAACCCAACCUUUCCGGUUUGGAAAAUUAUUAUUGUCGAUCCCGACUCUAAAAACAGUAUGUGGAAAUACUAUUGCAGAAUUGUUCUUCAGAAAGACAAUUGGCAAUAUCCCGAUUGAAAGACUUUUGAUUGACAUGUUUAAAUCAAGUGAUUUCUGAUGUAGGACAAAAUGUCAAACUAUUAGUCAAACAAAGUUCGGAAAUCGAUUCCGGAAGUGGUCUGGCCACAGCAGGAGUAAAAACGGAUCUCAAACUCGAUUGGCGGCGCCCAUGUCAACAAGCGGUUCAUAUUUCUGAGGAAAUAAAAUCUGCCACUCAUAAACGGUCAUCAAUCUAUCCAUUUUUUCAGUAUUUGUUUUCUCAUUCAUGUCCACGAGUGGUGAAAUUUAAAAAUCAAAUUGGCAAUUAGUUUUAUUUAAUCUGAUGAGCAUAAAUCAAUGUGAUGUUUAUCUGGUCAUGGGUCUCGCGUUAGCUCUCAAAUAUCAGCAUCCAAAUUCGUAAUGCAAUAUGCCUUUGAUUAAGUCAUCUCAAAGCGCGUAACAAAAGAUUGAAGUGAAAAUGAAACUUGAAAUUUACAACGCGGAUGAAUGCGGUUCGAGGGAUUAUAUUUCUCUUGCUCAUCUUGUACACUUGUGAAAUGAAACCGCUUCCGCAGCGAGAACUCCUAACUAAACAGAUUGGCAUUGAUGUGUGCUAAUGCAGUAAAAUCGUUCAUUGUACACUUUACAGGAAUAAUAGGGCCAAUUUCUACCCGAGCAGAUAGCAAUUAAAUUCAAGUUUGCCUAAAGCAAUCUUCAAUGAUAUUUCAAACCCACUUUUCACGGUCAAUGUAAUAACAAAUACAAUUUCAUCGUAACGUUAUUCGAAAUUCCUACCAGUAUAGUCUCUGUCGUUUUACACAUGUCUGAAUUUAGUAUAAUUGAUCUGUGUCAUGUAGUUCGUUGAGUACCUUUUACACACUUUUUUGAUAAAAGAGUUACAAUGGAAGUAAUUUUUCUCUUCCUUGGCCUCUUGUUCUUUGUAUCACGUGACGUGCUAGCAUACGAUUGGUGCAUUCAUUAAGCAGAUUAUUGUAUUUUUUCCUCAAGAUGUGCAAGAUGUUCUAGAUUAAUUUUCACUGAUUGUACAAUUUUGUAACUUUAAUAGAUUUAGACGUUCUUAUCAUAUGUAUAUAUAUGUACCUAUUUAUACAUAAUUAUCCAUAAAAAAAUGACAUAUUUAUACACGUAUUCCAUUUCCUGCUAUCAUAUCAUCUUUCCAUUUGUUUUUGCAUUGUAAAUAAUUUCAUAUUUUGAGACAUCAUCGGGCCGUUCGGGCGUUAAAUAUUAAAAAAAAAAACAUUAUUUUUUUCCUUAAAAGGGAAACAUGUUAUUUCGCCUAAUGUUUUUAGUAAUAAUAAUUUUAUGAAUAUAUUUGGUAAUACUUCUUGCCAAAAAUGUUAGCCGGAGAAAGCUUUUCAGCUUGUCAAUUGUUCUGUUUGAAAAUUGGUGCAUUUUAAUUUUCAAUUUUUUUCUGCCAUGCUUUCUACAUAGUACGCACAAUUCUUGUUUGUUAAGUUUGAAAACUGUUCCUUCUGAACUGCUUUGACCACUUUUUUGUAUUUUCAUGUACUCUAAAUACAACCAUAGGGCUAUUUACAUUUGACUUGGUGCAUUCAAAUGAAGAGAAUAUUAAACCCUUAAUUAUUAAAAUUAAAUUUAGAGUCUCGUGUAUAUGUACAGUUUUGUUACUAUCACCGCACUGCGGAUGCAAAUUCUAUAAUUUUCUAUUGUGUCUUUGUGCAAUAUUGUUGAUUGUAAAUGAUAUAUAUACAGGUGUAUAUG